Messenger RNA from Cantharellus anzutake, 3784 nucleotides. Its product is annotated as Spc7 kinetochore protein-domain-containing protein. The coding region runs from base 40 to 3687 and encodes 1215 amino acids. Lineage: Eukaryota; Fungi; Basidiomycota; Agaricomycetes; Cantharellales; Hydnaceae. Gene Ontology annotation, biological process: mitotic spindle assembly checkpoint signaling; mitotic sister chromatid biorientation; protein localization to kinetochore. The transcript is spliced from 10 exons. The record is from RefSeq and is a predicted model, not a curated record.
CCACAAACAACGCUAAGGUCAUCUGGCUAAGUGCAUGUUAUGGAUGAGGAUCCUCGCCGAACGCGUAUCUCUUUGGGACUACCUAGUUUUCCCGAGAAGGGAAACGCGUCUGCGCCGCGGAAGCGGGCGGUGAGUAUCGCUGGGACACGCGUCAUUAGCCCUCGAAGUCUGGCACGGCGAAGUAUGGCCCCGCGGAAGUCUAUUUUGAAGCAGCACGUGUCUCUCCCAGCGGUUGACGAUGAGACGCAAACUUUCGAACUACCUCUGUCCGAUGCUCCUAGUACACUGAGAAGCAGUCGACAAAGCGAAGGGGGACGCCGUGUUAGCUUCGCUGCGAAUGCCCAAGUAAGAUUAUUCGAUAAACUUCAAGGCUCGCCGAGUCCUGCGAAGAUCUCGACUCCCAAUCGUGCAUCAUUCAGAAGCGACGGGGACCCAAACAUCUCUCCUCUGAAGCGACGAGGAAUGUCCCUCCCACGCAGACGGUCUAGUCUUUUGUCCCAAGGCACUCCCGACCACAACUUAGAUACUGAGGAAGGGUCAACUUCAGCAGUGUCACGGCUUUCAGUCCAACCUGAUGAUGAAAAUUCAGACAUGGAUAUCGACGAAGACGGUGAACAUGGUGACGGGGGACGAUUCUCUCCCAAAGUUCAUGGUCCUGCCUUUCCCAACAUGCCAGUGGUCGGUGAUGAGGUCCCUGCUCCGCUCAGCCUUCCGGCAGUUGGACCUCUGCUCAUCGAACCUGCGAGUCCUGGGGGUGGAAUAAACAGUCCACGUGUCUCAAACACGUCUGACAUGUCUAUUGCGAUAAUGCCCAGUGACUUGUCUCCAGAAACACAGAAGAUCUUGCUCGACGCUGACCACUCAGAUAUGUCUAUCGCGCUCACCGCUAAGGGCGGUCCGAGUCGCAGGGAAUCCAUCGUUUCUGAUAUGGACGUCACCAAUAUGGAUGGUCUGGUUCCUACAGUUGAGGAGCACCCUGCCCACGAGUUUGUAGUUCCUUUGGGUCGCAGUAUUCCACGCACAGACAGAGAUGGGAAUGUUGUCUCCCCCACACCUGCUGAGAAAGCAAAGGCGGCGGCGCUGGCGUCACUCCAGCAGCUUUCCGCGGCAAGCGGAGAUUCGCCCAGUGAAGAUGGAGACGAAGACGAAGGUCCAGUGGUUCCCAUCAGAGCAACUUCUGACAUGUCUAUUGAAGACGCCACCAGGAGGCUUAGAGCUGCUUCCCAAGACUUUGAGCUUAGUGCAGACGAUCAGACUGGCUCCACGUCUUCAAAUGACAUGUCCCUCGUGACAGGAGAACCAACGGUAAAUAUUACGACAAUGCCACGGUCGUCUUCUCUCCAUGGGCAGACAAAGGAUGAUGCUCCAGACAAUCCGGCUGUGGAUAAGCCAUCUAUGAUCCCAGUACCCUCUGCAAAAUUUCCCACUCCUUCAUCCUCCAAAAUUAUAUCUACAAUAUCUCCCGUGAAGCCUCGAUCAGCCUUUAGGGCAGCAUUUACGCCUCCAUUUAUCUCACCUCGCAAACGUGCAUUGUCAGCACCUUCCCCUUCCCCAUCUCCAGCGAAAAGGCGUGGGUUGAUCCCUCCUGUGGGAGCGCCCCCUAAACGAGAAAGAGCACAGUCUGUCAAUCCUUUCCAGUCAUCCCCGCUGAAAGUGUCCCAAUUCACCCGCAAUCGCGCACCCUUGAAAAAGGGUUUAUCAUUUACGGCUUCCUUGAGUCGCAACCCAUUCUUGGAAGAGGCUCCACAUACGAUUUCGGGAAAUUCGUCUUCGGCAACUACUACCAGUGUUGUCGACCAGAACAAUGUACAUCAGACGGUGCCAGGGUCUUUACAGCAAUCUGACCUCCCAACCCCGGGCAACAUUGCACACAGAGCGGACUCCCCGAAACAUACCUCAUCAACGUCGAAGCUGCAAUCUCCUGUGUCUCCCUACACAACUACCGAGGAGGCUAUGACCCGUAUUGGUGACGAACAGCUUUCCCAGUCAGUUAAGGACCAUUCAGGCGCGUCCCUUGUGGAACAAACAAAUAACACUCCUGUCGACAAACCAAUUAAGCCUUCUGCACCUCCAAUAGGAGUUAGAAAGUCCUUUACCCCGUUCCCACCUAUAAACCGUUCGCGCCGUCUGAGCACUGUGCUUAAAGGGCGGCUCUCGAACGUUAUUGAAGCUCCCCUCCCAGAACCGACUGCGUCGAAGGCCCCCGAAGUCUCAACACAUUCCAUUCCCGCUCCUUCGGAAGAUAUGACUUCUAUAGUGCAGUCAGACGAUGGAACCGUGCCAGCCACUGGAAUUGAUAGUAAAGGACUGCCUGGAGUGGAAGCACGUCGUCGCCGCUCUGAACUUCGCCGCAGCAUUGCAGCGCGAUUAAGCCUGUCAAAAGCCCCAGAAACAUCUGAAUCCCCUGCUUUGAAGGCAAAGGCAAUCACGAGGACUCCAACCACAGCGAACAUGCUCGCAGAAGCUGCAAACUCUCCCCUCCAUAUUCCAUCCAUGAAGCCCCGUUCCACAUUCGGUAGGGCUAGCUUUGUUCCUGCUCCAAGGCCAUCUCUUGUGCCUCAAUUACAGUCCCAAAAGGCUGAAUCGCGUCCCACUCCCGCCACUAUGUCUUUGGCGGAUUUCGUUCGGGACACAGGAAAUGAAUUCAAAGACAUCACCGUUGAUCCGCCAGUUCCCCGUCUCGACGUUUCCCAAUAUCCCGAGGGGAGUGAAGGGUAUUCGUUGGCUGACACGAUACAAGCCAUGACUAUACAUUAUCCCCAGAUAGAUUUCUACGAAGACUCAAUAUCCGAGAUGAAGAGACAGAUUGAAAUUCUCGAAGACUCCUGCCAACAAAUGUAUAUGCACGCGGAACGACACACUCCAGAAGUGAUCCUGGAUUGGUUGGAAGCUGACGAUGAUACCCGCGAGAUGAUAAAAACGGCACUCAAGAUCCGACGAACAAAUGCGAGUCUCAAGGCAGACGAAGCAUGGAUAUCGUGGAAGGCACAAAAUACUCAGCAAAUGUUGGAUUCUGCCAAAGUUCAUCUGGAAGAUUUGGAACAGCUCAGAGUGAAGCUUGAUGAGAUCGACAAUCAGCUUCCAACCACUAUCACUGCACUUCAAUUGGAAUAUGAUCAGUUACAAGCUGAAUUGGAGCAGGAGCAGGCUAUGAUCAAAGAGUUGGAGGAAUGCGACCCUCAGCUGCUCGAAGAUGUCAACCAAGAGCUACAUUUGCAAAACAUAGAGCUGGAAGAAGUUCAGGCAUCUGUUCGCCAAUCCACAGCACAGCUAGAGGUCUUGUUGGCGAAGGAGCGUGAAGUACAAGCGGAAGUUAACGGGGCCAGGGAGGCAAUCGAACACGCUAAUGCAAGGGCUGAUCAGAUACGUGGGGACACUCGCGAGGAAGCUGCCAGGUUAAAAGGUGUAUUCACGAUGCUGCAAGAUCUGCAUGGUUGGCACCUCAUGAAGGUGCAAACAGACUUGCUACUGUUCCAAUAUGAUGCGCAGGCAGCCCGGUUCCUCGUCCAGCUUCAAUGUCGUGGCCUACAAGUUCAUGAAGUUGACAUCUCGCUGUUACCCAACGGGCCCUGCCAGACCGAGGAUACCAUUAUCAAUGAACUGAUGCUAGACCGAGGCAAGACUCAGAUAGCCCAGACCAACCUACCAAAGAAUCCUGAACAGGUCCGCUCACGCUUUGUUACUUAAGGGGUUUAUGGUACACUCAUUGUGCCCUAUUCGUCAGGUUCUGAUAGAGUUGAAUCUUAUGUGGGGCUGCAUGUCACGGUUCAGGCACCAACUACAG